Molecule: messenger RNA, 3121 nt
Organism: Neogale vison (American mink)
Lineage: Eukaryota; Metazoa; Chordata; Mammalia; Carnivora; Mustelidae
Gene: PLSCR4
Product: phospholipid scramblase 4
Biological process (GO): plasma membrane phospholipid scrambling
Cellular component (GO): plasma membrane
Molecular function (GO): phospholipid scramblase activity
Source: RefSeq, a predicted model, not a curated record
CGGGUGCGGAGAGGACAUCGGGCCCGAGACAUUCCCUCGGCGCUGCACUCAGGUACUCCCUCCAGGUGGAUUCGCAGCUCCUGUAGCUUUUGCUCCUGACCACACCCGGACCUCUCCAGGGGGACCUCCCUGGUCUAAGCCAGCUUUGGUCUCACCAGGAUUACGGCUGCCAUCCCAUCCUCACUGUGUACUUCCACUUGUGCCCCUUCAACAGAAAGUGUAAAUCAGCUCUCAUCUCCCCACUGAUUCAAGUCCUCCGAAGACUGCCCAGCUGCAAUUACAGCAAAUCCCAAACAUUUUACCUCGGUCUUUAGGACUAGGUGGAAUUCUCCAAAAUGUCAGGUGUUGUCCCCACAGCCCCGGAACAACCUACAGAUGAAAGGGAGAAUCAGAUAAAAUCUCCUGAUCCAAGGCCUGAUGCUCCUCCUGACUACAAUUCCCAUUUUAUACCAGGACCCCCUGGACCAGCUAUCCCUGUACCUGCAGGUUACCCAGGAGGCUUGCCUGUGGGAUACUACAGCCCGCAGCAGCCCUGCGCCUUCCCCUCAUACCAGCUACGAGCUGGUAUCCAUCCUAUCCAGUACCAGCCUGGCAAAUAUCAUAUGCCAAAUCAGCCUGUUCCAAUCCCGUGGAUGCCAGGCCCUGCUCUUCUGCCGAACUGUCCUCCUGGUCUGGAAUAUUUAACCCAGUUGGACAGCAUACACGUCCUUCAGCAUUUUGAGCCUCUGGAAAUGAUGACAUCUUUUGAAACUAAUAAUAGAUAUGAUAUUAAAAACAAUCUGGACCAAAUGGUUUACAUCGUAACUGAAGACACAGACGACUUUACCAGAAAUGCUUAUCGGACUCUAAGGCCCUUCGUCCUCCGGGUCACCGACUGUAUGGGCCGAGAAAUCAUGACAAUGCAGAGACCUUUCAGAUGUACCUGCUGUUGCCUCUGUUGUCCCUCCGCCAGGCAAGAGCUGGAGGUACAGUGUCCUCCCGGUGUCACCAUUGGCUUUGUGGCGGAACACUGGAACCUGUGCAGGGCAGUUUACAGCAUCCAGAAUGAGAAGAAAGACAAUGUGAUGAGAGUCCGCGGGCCAUGUUCAACCUAUGGCUGUGGUUCAGAUUCAGUUUUUGAGGUCAAAUCCCUUGACGGCAUGUCCAGCAUCGGCAGCAUUAUUAGGAAGUGGAACGGUCUCUUAUCAGCAAUGGGGGACGCUGACCACUUUGAAAUUCACUUCCCGUUAGAUCUGGAUGUGAAGAUGAAAGCCAUGAUUUUUGGAGCUUGCUUCCUCAUUGACUUCAUGUAUUUUGAAAGGUCCCCACACAACAUUCAUCAAGAUAGAUGGACACCGAAAAUCAGCAAUUAUGGCUCAUAAAAAAAAGUAGAAAAUUGGAUCGGGCUUAUAAUUCCCUGAAUUAUUUGCGAAUAUAUGUGUCUGCUUCUGCAGGUUUUUUUCACUGGGUAUUAGCUCUAACAGGCUAAGAGUGUUAAGAGCAAGAAUACAAUCUAAACAUGUUUCAAUUGAUUUUAUCUGUCCUUUGUCCUCUUGGUGGACUAGGCGUUCACCUUGAAAAAGCUAUGACUCAAUAACCAGGUUAAACACAUUACAGUAAGCUUGAAAACACUUUACCAUGACAUAAGGGAAAAUGAAUCCCAGAGUUCUCACAUUAAUAAGUCAUGAAAUGAUGAGCUUUUUAGAGCAGUCUUUGAGAUAGAGUAAUAUAACUUUUAUCCCUAACCCUGUCCUCCCUCUCCUACCUCUUGUCCUGUUACUGAAGACAAAUUUGAUUCCAGGUGAAAAGAAUGAUACUCUUGAUCUUUAAAAACAAAAAGGAAGACAGACCAAAACACUAUGUAUUUACUGUACAAGGAAACAUUUACUUGUGCAUAUGUAUCAAAACCCUGUUUUGCGAGUUUCUAAGUUCCCUUGGAAAUUUUCAUUUUUUUACCAGAUAAAUUUCUUUUUUUUUUUUUUUUAAUCAUAAGGUUUGUAUUUUCCAUGCGUAUUCCCUCAUUCAUCAGCAUGGUCAGUCAGGACCUGCCUCUAUAUGGAGUCAGGGUCAGACUCUCAAGAAAAGAGGUGACAAGGGCUACAGCCAUUCUAGAUCUCUGAGCAUCUUAGAGAUACCAGUGCCCUUAUAAGGAGGUUGCAUUUAAUCUGUUUCAUCUCUCUUGGUCACAAAUGCCUUAUAUAUAAAAUAUGUUUGGCCAAAUCUCUAAGAUUGCCUUUUGAAUCUUUGUUUCUCAUUUGAUGUGACACAGAGAAGAUAAUUGGGUUUUGGUUUUUUUUUUUAACUUCCAAGAAUAUCCCUGAUAACCACUGUGCUUUUUUAAUAGCAAGAGUUAGGGUUUUGUUACUAAAUUUUGAAAUGUGACAUUCUGUGUAGCACUUUGUAAAAGCAAAACCUCUAAAUCUUGACGUUGUUUAAUAUUUCUUAGCUGCUUUUUAUUUAGAUGAUAAAUCUGUUAUCUAUGCAAAGAAAAGAAUAAAACACAGCAAACAUGCUGCUUCUCUGUGAACUGUAGCUGACCAGUAAAAUUAUGUAGGAUCACCAUAGUUAAAGUAUGUACUUGUUUUUAUUAUCUAGUUAAAAGCAUAGAGUAUUAGUGAAUAAACUCUAAUGAGUCAACCUGCCUCUUUUGCAUUCUACCUUCCUAUCUGGACAUGGACUGUGUUCUUUCAACACAGCCAGUAUAUUGAAUGAAAUGUAUACUUACUGUUAAGUAAAACAAGCCUGAGUGUUCUCCAAUGGGAUUAUUCAGAGAUGAGGGCCUUUGCCCAUAGUUCCUCUUGAAGUCAAAGAAAGGUGCUUCAUUUUUAAAUUAUAUUUAUCUUUUCAUAGUGAAGUUGUUUUACUCAGUUUCUGGUAAUUUUUAUUUUUAGGUGCUACUACUAGCUUUUUUUUUUUUUUUAAAAAGUAAAACUGCUGCUUUCUAAAAAAAUAAUUAUAUUUGAAAGUAUAAUUGCAGUCUUAGACAUAUAUAUUAUUUCUUAUAAUAAUGUUUGACAUUUUAUAUAUGAAAUCAGACAAAUAGUACUGAGAAAGUUUAUCUCUAUAAACCUUCUUUUUACUUGCCCAUAUUCCUACAUCCCAAGACCUACUGUGUAAUACUAAAAAAAAAAAAAAAUUAACA